AGAUACUGUAGCAUCACAAGCCACCCAUCCACAAAAGGUAACUACAUUGAUAUGCACAUCGGAAGGUCAUUUGAGUUGAGCCCAGUAUCGAUUUCCAAUCAACAAAUCCGCCACAACCCAUAAACUAUAUCAUACAGCCAUGUAUAUCUUCUCAUCUCGGACUACAAAGUCAGGAUUGUUUGCCGGUUUCUUCCAGAAAAUAUACAAUUAUAUACUUCAAAUAUUCGGAUUUUCCAAGUCUCGAAAAGACACGCGCACAGAAGUCAAGGAAGACCGAAUGGAAACCGUGAAGAUAUUGGCUCAUCCACCUCGACCUAUAAUCCUAACAGUUUGCAGUCUCGCAUCUCUGAUAUCCACUGCUCAACUCGGUUCGUCUCUCGGUAACGAAUGCUUGCGAAGAAAUCUUCGGUUCUUUUGAAUAUUCAUCUUUUUUAUUCUUAUCUCUGUCUUACUGCC
Molecule: messenger RNA, 456 nt
Organism: Cylicocyclus nassatus
Lineage: Eukaryota; Metazoa; Nematoda; Chromadorea; Rhabditida; Strongylidae
Source: the annotation of a GenBank genome assembly